Molecule: messenger RNA, 2131 nt
Organism: Pygocentrus nattereri (red-bellied piranha)
Lineage: Eukaryota; Metazoa; Chordata; Actinopteri; Characiformes; Serrasalmidae
Gene: hmga1b
Product: high mobility group AT-hook 1b
Exons: 5
Coding region: 346-630 (94 amino acids)
Biological process (GO): regulation of DNA-templated transcription
Cellular component (GO): chromatin; nucleus
Molecular function (GO): transcription coregulator activity; DNA binding
Source: RefSeq, a predicted model, not a curated record
CUUUGUCUUUCCUUCAGCCUGAGCCUCCCACUGGCUUUUCCAUUGGCUUAACGUUAUUAUAGGGGCACGGUUAUUCCUGAAAAACGGUUCAGAGCGGUUCAUUCCUCGAAAUACCGAAUCCGUUUGCAGUGUCCUGAGUCGUGCGUUACUGCAUGGACCCGGCUGGGCUUCCUCUCUAGCUGGAGCGGCGCACGGGCAUUGUCCUUUAAUUCAAUCAGAAGACAUUGUGCACAGGAGGAGGUGGGGCUAAACCGAGACACACUGCACACGCAUACGAUUAUUGUCGUUUCGCCUGUGUGAAAUCAGACGUGCGAAGCGCUGCACGUGACGCAAGACAUCAGGAGCAUGAGUGAUUCCGAGAAACAGAGCAUUUCUCUGAAAGAGAAGGAUGGAGUGGAGAAGAGGGGACGGGGACGGCCGAGAAAACAUCCGAAGGAGUCCAGUGGAUCCCCUGUUCCGAAAAGACCGAGAGGGAGGCCAAAAGGCAGCAAAAACAAAGGGCCCUCCAAGAAAAGAGCUGUGUCAUCUUCAGGAAAGAAGCUAAAGGGGAAGCCCAAGAAAGAGGAAAAAGAUCAGGCAUCUCAGGAGUGCUCGGAGGAGGACGAGGAGGAUGAAGAUGAGGAGCAGUAGCUGUCUCAUCCUCAGCACUACCUCAAGACACUCAACUUGGCACCACUCACUAAUCUGCAACCUGUGUUUUAACAAGGGAAUGUCAUUUGCUCAGACCCCUUCCCGAACUUCAGAGGACUGAUAUACAUCAAAUAUUCUCUCUCUCUCUCUCUCUCUCUCUCUCUCUCUCUCUCUCUCUCUCUCUUUCGCUCUAUCUCUCACUCUCGCUCGCUCUCUCUCUCUCUCGCUCUCUCUCUCUCUCGCUCUCUCUCUCUCACUCUCUCUCUCUCACUCUCUCGCUCUCUCGCUCUCUCUCUCACUCUCUCUCUCACACACACACAAUCAGUUAUGUAAAAAAACUGGAAUAAUUUUAGAAAUCUGUGAAUUAGAUCAUGUAAGUGUUUAGUACAUUUAAUGGUGCUUACUGGGUGCUUUUCUACUUUUGUUCAGGUUGGCUUUUUAUGUAUUUUAUGUGGCUUCUAAAGUGAGAAUUAUAGAAUUAGAAAGAGCAAGCUAUAUGUUUUGACUGUGAUGUGUAGUGGUCCUAUGGUUUUAGUGCAGGGCUUUCUGCUUAAAUGCAGCGGUUUUAAAACAUCCCUGCACCGUAAACUGACUAGAUUUCAUCUUAUUAGAUUUGCUUUAUUAUACAUGUCGAAGAGUGAGUAUUGAACAUUUGUUGAAGGUUAAGUGUGUGUAGUUUGUGAGAUAUACUUACCACGCAUUUAAGGAAUUUAGAUCAGCACUCUCUCUCUCAAUCUGUUGUAUUAGUUGAAUAGUGAAUGUAGGUGUUUCAAGCAUAGUUCUCACUUCACGUACAUUCCAGUAGCACUUAUUUCGUGACCAAAUUCGAUGGGCUGUUCGUCUUAGGUAUUUUGCUCACUGACAGAUUUGCCACGUUUUAUUUAACUAUUCCCAACUGGUCACUAUCUAGGACAAAUGAAAAGACACCCAGGGCAAAUUGGUAAUGGCUAAAGUCUUUUAUACAUUCAUCCGGUAAACACUAUUCUUUAAACGACAGUUUAUCACAGUUCAAAAUGUAUGGGUCCGUUCAAAUACUACUGGCAGUUUACACUGAACACUUGUGAAACAAUGCUCGCUUGACCAGCUAUACCUCAGUACCAUGGCUUGUGCUCGUGACAAGCCCACAUUUUAGUUGUGAUCAUGACUGUUUUUACUCUGAGCUUACAUCACACGUUUCAUCCAUGCCCGUUUUCUGAACCAUUGCAACAAUAUGCAUUAGCCACCUCAGGAAUUACAGUGUACAGAAAGGCAGCAAAAGACCAAGGUAGUGUUCAGAUAGCACUGAUGACUUCUGUAUAGAAUAUGUUUGUCUUUUCACUUGGAAAUAGCCUUUGCCCUGCACCUAUUUUUGAUGCAGCUGAGGAAUUGUCUACAAACUUUUUUAGGCUUAUACCACAUUUUGUUGAUGCAGCAGCAGGAUACAUAUUUAUUUCAUGUUUAAUUAAGAACUAAAAUGUACCUGUGUAGCAUGUUGUGUUGUUAAUAAAAUACAUUUUCUCAA